This is a messenger RNA of Acipenser ruthenus (sterlet), 4327 nucleotides long. Its product is annotated as chondroitin sulfate proteoglycan 5-like. Bases 576 to 2222 code for a protein of 548 amino acids. The record is from RefSeq and is a predicted model, not a curated record. The transcript has 5 exons. Gene Ontology annotation, biological process: nervous system development. NCBI's taxonomy places the organism in Eukaryota, Metazoa, Chordata, Actinopteri, Acipenseriformes, Acipenseridae.
AAAUGGAUGAUCCAGUUGAGCAAACUGAAUCGCAAUUUACUAAUAUAAAAUCAAAUAAAAAGGUGGGAGGAGGAGACAGAGGGUAAGAGAGUGGGAGGUGGGGGAGUGCGCUACCAAGAGAGAGAGAGAGAGAGAGAAGUGGGGGGUGGGAUUUUUCCUCUCUUUUGAACGAACCCAAGCAGACUCUGAAGCGUCAGUGUGUGUUACGUUUGAAAAGGCGCAUCAGGAUUUUAUAUUAUAUAGAAGCGCUGUAUAGGAUUUCAGAUCUGUGAGACUGCUACAGCGCAGCAAUGGAACUACAGCACACCCUGGUUUUGCACAAAUAAAUACGUGGAAUAAUAAUAAUAAUAAUAAUAAUAAUAAUAAUAAUAAUAAUAAUAAUAAUAAUAAUAAUAAUAAUAAUAAUUUCUAAAAUACAUUUAAUACACAGAAUAAUCAUGUGGGAGCUCCGAUGUGAAGAUCUAUAACGUGGAAAACUCAAAAGGAAAUAUCACUUGGAAUAAUACUAGAAUAAUAUAUAGGUAUAAACAUAUUAGUCUAUAAAUAAUAUAUUUUGUACGCCGGCGGAUGCAAGAAUGGACAGGAGUCAGACGCGAUAUUGCCCUGGAUGUUGGAAAUUUACACUGCUGUCCAUCGUCUUUAUUCUGCACUUGAUUCCUUUGUGUGUGCAUGGAGGCUUAUUGGAAGGCAACACAACCCUGUUGGAUAACAAAAACAAUGAUUCAUCACUCUGCUUGGGAUGCAGAAGCGGUUCCAGCUCCGGAGCCAAGGCUGAAGAGUCUUUGUCGGGGGAGCACAAAGAAGGGGGCCCAGAGGUCUCCACUGGCUCAAGUUGGCCGACUGCCGGAGAGCCCUUUGUCUGGGGCUUAAGGGGCACAAAGGAGCUGGGGGGGACCUCCACCCCACUUCCCAGAGAAAGCCAGGAAGAGCUGGGUAGUGGCGACCAGCUCUUCAAACCCUUGGCCAACACUGCUUUUGGGGCCGCUGCGGAUGUCGGUGUUCUGGGGGAGAGCUCCACCACUGCCCCCUUGAGACAGGAUGCUACCACCACAGUUGGGAUGAGCAGCACUGAGAUCAGCCAAGACUCGGCAGAAAAGGAACACCUGAUUGAAGUAUUAGGGGCCUCCAUCGGGGCCGAGCCCAGCAACAACAGAGACAUCCAGAGCCUGCCGACCCCUGAUACUACUGAGAUUCGUCUGGAUUUCAAAGGGGAUGAGCAGGUGAUGCUCUGGGGUGGCCACACGGACUCCCCUGCACAAGGAGCUGAGGGGAGCCUGGAUUUCACUUUAUUGGAUCUGGAUAUGCAGCUUAGAGCCCAGCCAGCCACCACUCCUACCACAGACACCCUGGCAACCACAGAUAUUCUCAGCGUGGACUACUACGACCCUUUCGCAGAUUUGGACCUGGGAGACACUCCAUUGCCCAAGACAUCCUCUGUGUCGUCGGCCCGUGAGGUGCUUGGUGAGCCCACUUCCUGGACCCUCCCUGAAGUCUAUGACUAUUUCACUCCCUAUGAUGAUUCCUACCCCUCCACCACAGAGGUGUACCCUGAUGAGGACGAGUACACCACAUCCGACCUGGAGGACGAGAAUGACUACCGGCUCACCACUGCGCCUCCCGACCCGUGGAUCCUGCUCCAGGACAGAGGCACGCUGCCCCCCCAUCCCGGCCUGGACCCCCGUUCCGAGUCCAUCGUCACAGAGGAUGUGCAGCCCAGUGGCUCUGACGAAGACGAGGCAGGCCAGGCUGUCACACAGCUGCCUUCUGGUCAGGGUUCCGCCCUUAACAACAACAACAGCUCAGAGUGCAGGAUGGGAUACGUCAAGCACAACUUCACAUGCAAGUCCGUCUGCGACAUCUUCCCCAGCUACUGCUUCAACGGAGGCCAGUGUUACCUGGUAGAGAAUACAGGAGUCUUCUGCAGAUGUAACACGCAGGACUAUAUCUGGCACAAGGGGGCUCGCUGCGAGUCUGUGAUCACUGAGUUCCAGGUGAUGUGCAUCGCGAUUGGAGCUGCUGCUGUCAUGGUGCUGCUGCUCUUCAUGAUCACUGUCUUCUUCGCCAAGAAGCUGCACCUGCUCAAGACAGAGAACUGCAAACUACGCAAGCGCUCUAAGUACCGUCCUCCUUCGGAGCAGCACAAUGAUAAUUUCUCGCUGUCGACCAUCGCUGAGGGCUCGCACCCAAAUGGGCCAUCUCAACAGGGAGGACAGGCCAGCUAAGACACACACACUAAACCCGGCACCAUGCCACUAGGCCAGCUCAGGGAUCUGUAGCAGCCAGGCCCGUUAUUCAGUAUUGCCUCUUAGCCUAACAUACAUAGAGUAAUCACUGCAGAUAUCAGAGGCUGUCUGUAAAAGGUCAUUUCUGUGCGCUGGAAAGCAAUGCAGAAUAAAAAUGUACAAAACAGGGACAGGAUUGAAUAAAUGCCUGGACUGGCGUGACUAAUCAGUGCCAGAUUUGACACGCCUGUAAAUAUUAUUUUAGUAAAGUGCAUUAACAUCCUGCAGCCCCAGAGUCAGGUAGGAGUGCAGCUUGACUCUUGAGUGUAGCAGUUGACUAAAGAUGCUCUAACUUCCAUCAGGCUUUAUGAAGCUGUCCAGUCAAAUAGCUCCCGGGGAUCUAUACAGAUCAUGAGUCCUGGGCUAUGCAGUCCACUCUUAUUGGCUAGCAAUGAGAUAAUGAUAUUUAAAGUCAGCUGCUUGACCCAGUUUUCUGCAAUUCCAUUCUGCUGUCAGUGUACAUAAACUUGACAUGAAGCGCUUUUAUUGUGCCCGAAAAUAAAGGAAAUAAGCAUCAGAAAAAAAGAGGAAAACAAGAGUGGAAAUGUCGAACACAUAAAGCUGAUAUUUCAUCAUCAAUCGUGUGAAAACCUGGCCUGUCUCCUAUUUUAAAAUCAGCUCCCCAUCGCCAUUCUUCCCCUUGUUACCCCAUUGAAUGUUCUGUUGGUCCCAUGAACGCCCAUGGGAGACGUUGCAGCUUGUCUGUCUGUCACUCAGCCUUGUCUGUCAAUCAGUUUCGAAUGUUUACCCUGGAUCAUGGAAUUGGGUUUUAAUUUAUUUUUUAAAUAUUUACUUUAUGUAACCUUUUAUUAGCCCGGUCUGGGUGCAACAUCUCCCCGAGGUGGUGUUCUGAGUGCUGACAGGUUAACAACAUUGCUGCCAUCUAGAAAAGACAUGUACAGCAAUUCAUCAUCUCCUAUAUAUAGACUAAUUCAUUUAACAGCUCCCUCUAGUGCAGUCCCUAUAAGUGAUUUUGAGCCGCAUUGACCCCUAUUCAUAAAACAUUUGCUCGUGUUUUAUGAAAAGGUUGUCAUUGUGUUUUUUUCAAGCCCAUUUUUAUGAAUUCAACACAGUCUGGUACAGCAUUCAUGAGACCUGUCUCAGCUGCUUCUAAAGAUGUUUUGGCAUUUAUUGUGUUUCACAGCAGUCUCUAACCUUUACAAAUGAAACAACUGUACCCUAAAUUACUUAAUUGGACCAAUUAAGUGCUUAUUAGAAGCUUAAUUGGUCAGUUGGAACAAACACCAGGAGGGACACCGGCCCUCCAGGACCGGAAUUGCCUACCCCUGCUGUAGACUAAGGAGGUGGACUGGGAAUACUGGCAUGAAUGCAGCCAAUUUGUCUCUGAUUAGCUUUGACUGUGUUACAUUCCCAGGCAGGGGUGUGUGGACAGUUACAAAUAAGACUUUCCCUUUAAGAACCUAGGAAGCCACACGAUAGUACUGUUUGCUGCACAAACACCCAAUCAAUUAGUGGUGUGAUUGUGUAGAAAUCCCAUAGCCAAAUGAAACAACGUAUAGCUGAUAAACCAAUUGAGUGAAUCUGAUCUGGAAUGCAGGGCCAAGCCAUGUUGCUGCUGUUGAUUUGUUGGGAUUCGUCAAGAGAUGCAUGGAUGAGGUUCAGGGAACAGUUAGAUGGGCUGAAUGGCCUUCUCACAUUUAUUAUGUUCCUAAUUCACUCUACUUGUCUCUAUGUUGUGUUAAGAGUGACCUUACUUAUUUGCGUUUUAAAGAUAAAGUGGUUUUAGCUAUCAUAAUAAUUUUAUAAAUCUUACCUGCUUUACACUUCCAUUAGCUGCAUUAGCUGGUUAGUAAAUUAAAGGAAAAAGUAGUUGAAGGGGUGGGGGCAAUGUCACCCUCCAGGUAAAAUGAAGUGCAGCACUAUCUGAAAGCAUGACUUGCAAACUGAUUUCUUACAUUUAGUACCAGAUAAUAUUUUUUAAAAAUGUAAAUGCAUGUUUACUAUAGCAUGUUUAACAAUAAUUCUUUCAAAAUUGCACAUUUGAGACCUACAUAUGCAGAAAAUGGAAGUGUACAGCAGGUAAA